Messenger RNA from Chinchilla lanigera (long-tailed chinchilla), 3139 nucleotides. RefSeq names its product F-box protein 34 (gene Fbxo34). The record is from RefSeq and is a predicted model, not a curated record. Gene Ontology annotation, molecular function: protein binding. NCBI's taxonomy places the organism in Eukaryota, Metazoa, Chordata, Mammalia, Rodentia, Chinchillidae.
AUCUGUUCUGUACCUACACCAGAACUGGAUGCUUCAGCGGAAAGAGCGCCCUCUGGAAAUCACAAACACUCUGAGAACUCCCAUGAGCUUCCAAAGGGCUGUAAACGAUGAAAAGGGCAAAGCUCGCUACGUGAAACCAGGUCUCUUUCCUUCAUCCUUUGUCAUCAAAGCAUCAUCUCGAAAACCGUUUGGGAUCCUUUCUCCAAAUGUUCUGUGCAAUAUGAGUGGGAAGAGUCCUGUAGAGAGCAGCUGGAAUGUUAGAGCCAAAAAGAAUGUCCCGGCUGCAACAAUCCAUCAGGGCGAAGGAGAAGGCCCACUUGAUAUCUGGGCUGUUGUGAAACCUGGAAAUACCAAGGAGAAAAUUGCAUUCUUUGCAGCCCACCAGUGUAGCAGUAGGAUAGGAGCUAUGAAAAUAAAAAGCACCUGGGAUAUUGAUGGGAGAGCUAUUAAAAGAAGGAAAAAAUCAGGGGAUCUUAAAAAAGCCAAGAUACAGUUAGAAAAUGUGAGGGAAGUCAGCAGCAGAUGCUACCAGCCUGAGCCAUUUGCCUGCGGCAUUGAGCACUGUUCCGUGCAUUACAUGAAUGACAGCGGGGAUGGAGUCUACGCUGGGAGGCAUCUGUCAGUUAUACAGAUGGUUGCCUUCCUCGAGCAAAGAGCCAGUGCUCUGCUAGCUAGCUGUGCGAAAAACUGCACCAACUCACCUGCCAUUGGGAGGUUUUCUGGUCAAUCCAGAGGGAUGCCCCCAGCCCCUGAGCCCUUCUCUGACCCAGGAGUUUGUGAAGAACCCCCAGAAAGGGGAAAUCCUGAGGUUGGAGAAACACAGAGUGAAUCAGUCCGUGUCCUUGACAUGGUAGCCAGGCUGGAGUCUGAGUGCCUGAAGAGGCAGAACCAGCGUGAACCUGGGAGCCUGUCACGAAAUAACAGCUUCCGGCGCAAUGUAGGCAGAGUGUUGCUUGCAAAUGGCAGUCAGGCUGAUGAAAGCAAAACGAAAAAAGAUGCACUCGAGGCGCCUGACACUCAGGUGAGUCCUGUGCAGCCUGUCUCUCUGAACUGUGGCCCUGCGAGUGCAGAUCAUUGUUCCCCUGUAGGGGACUGGGCCUGGAACAGCGCCCCUCAGGACCGUUCCUCACUCCAAGCAAGUGUGAAUUUCUGCACAGGCAGUGUAGAAUCAGAGCUAGGUCAGCAAACUGCCACAAAAACCAGCGACAGGCAUGAUGUGGAAAUGGCAGAUGAACUUGAUGGAUUACCUUUUUCUUCUCACACCUGUUCUCGAGCCACUGAAUUGCCCACGGAUGCUAUUGUUUGUAUGAGUACAGAGCUUCUGCCACUCACUAAUCAAAAGCCUGAUCAGAGGAAAAUUGAAUCUUUGUGCAUUAGCGUCACUGUGUCCAAGGCAGAAGAAGGCCAGUCUUCUAACGUAAGCUCCCAUGAAGAACCUCUUCCAGGGAUGUUGUUCUUCCUGCCACCUGGUCAGCAUCAGUUGGCCUGUCCCCAGUUGAAUGAGAGCACAGCUCCAGAGUACUCAAAGGAUAGCCCGCAUGAAGGCACUGCCGAGGAGGACGGUGCUGAGAAGAGCGGUGUUUCUGCCAAGCCACGUACACUCCCACCCUCUGCAGUAGAAAGCACAUUGCCAGUGCUUGAAGCAUCCACUUGGAAGAAGCAGGUGUCUCAUGACUUUUUAGAGACCAGGUUUAAAAUCCAACAGCUUCUGGAGCCUCAGCAGUACAUGGCAUGUCUGCCCCACCAUAUUAUGGUGAAAAUUUUCAGGUUACUUCCCACCAGGAGUUUGGUGGCUCUUAAAUGUACCUGCUGCUAUUUCAAGUUUAUCAUUGAAUACUACAACAUCAGGCCAGCAGAUUCACGUUGGGUUCGAGACCCACGCUAUAGAGAGGAUCCCUGCAAGCAGUGCAAGAAAAAAUAUGUGAAAGGAGAUGUGUCCCUAUGCCGGUGGCACCCCAAGCCCUAUUGCCAAGCACUGCCCUAUGGGCCUGGAUACUGGAUGUGCUGCCACCGGUCUCAGAAGGGUUUUCCUGGCUGUAAGCUAGGUCUUCAUGACAAUCACUGGGUCCCUGCGUGUCACAGCUUUAACCGGGCAGUGCAUAAGAAAGCCAGAGGGAGUGAAACUGAAGAGGAAUACUAAAGGCCAGGUGAGAGACAACCACAAAACACCUAGGUAAACAGUGUUCUCUUUCAGUCGUCGUAGAGCACCUGCACCUGUUCCAUCAGGACUGCUAUUGCUUGAGCAUUUUUUAAAUUCUUCAUUUACCGGCUCUACAAGAAGACUGGUGUGAUUUUACAGGAAACCCUCACACUUGAUCCAAGGUGUAACUAUGCCUGUUUUUCUCUGUCCUCGAAGGAUGAAGACUUGGCACCAUCGGGGACAUUCAGAGCUCACUGCAGGUUCUGCUGGCAGUCCCCAGGUAGGGCUUCCAGGAAUGUUUCUAGCACUGGCACCAUAUUUGACAUGAGUAAAUGCUGCCCUGUGAGAAGAACAGCAAGGCCCUGGAUGAAAAGUGUACCUAAAAGGAGAAGUCGGGCACCUCACCUUAGACCUCGUAUGCUUGAUCUUGUGAGACUGGUGUUUGUGGGUGGAGAUGGAUUUCAUGCCCUGUGGUGUUUACAGUGUACAUAAUGGUUGUGUUUUCAUAGGGCUGUGAAAGUGCACAUUAAACCUGAGCGCCUUUACUUUUAAUGAGUGCUUUGGCCCCUCUGUAUAUAACACAAUUAAAAUCCCGUUGUAGAUGAUGGACAACAUAAACAACAUAGGCAUCACAAUGCAGCUAGGGUAGUGUUGCAGCUAUAAUUGUGUUUCAUUGUCUCAAAAUUUGUACAUCUUGUAUAAAAUAUGAAUGUUUCCAAAUAAACUAUGAAUGUUUUCUGUAUAAUAUAUGAAUGUUUCUGAGAAGAAACUAAAUAGGUAAGAUGUUAACCUGUUCAAAGGAUACCAAAUAAUGGCUUAACUGGACAACCUUAAAAUUAGCCUAGAGAAUCAUCCUUCCUUAUAUUUUAGUGAUCCACCAAGAAUGAGAGAGGAUUAUUAUAUAGUUAGAUUAUACUGUCUUGUCUAUUUUAUCAUUUCUGUCUGGUUACAGAUUUUUUUUUUUUUCAAACUUCAAUAAAAACUUAAAAUUGGACCUGA